This is a messenger RNA of Momordica charantia (bitter melon), 1651 nucleotides long. Lineage: Eukaryota; Viridiplantae; Streptophyta; Magnoliopsida; Cucurbitales; Cucurbitaceae. The record is from RefSeq and is a predicted model, not a curated record.
AAAUGGAGAUUCGAGACAAUCGUCAGACGGCAGUGUCGUAAGAAUCCCAUAGUUACUUUAGGAUUGGAUUUCUUUCUUCCAAAAUCGAACGCCCACCUUCAAAUUCCUCGAUUCUUCAUACUUCGGAAUCACCAUGACCCAAUUCGCCAUGGUGGAGGAGUUGGCCUUUCUUGUUAAGGACAACCUCCCUAGCAAGCAUCUUAUUCUAUCCAUGGAAGAAACCUUUGUCAACUUUCUUCAGGAUGAAACCAGCAGUUUAGAUGGAAUCUUGGAGUUGGAACCAAUGGAUUCAUACAACCGUCUUCUAUUACAUCGCCUUGCUGAUAUUUUUGGAUUUGCCCAUGUAUCAGUUGGUGAAGGUGUUGAUAGACACUUGGUUCUGGAGCGGUGCCCAGAGUCAUCAAUACCGUCCAUUCUUGUGAGUGAUAUUCUGUGGGAGUUUGAUGAGCCUCAAAUGUCAACAAUACCACACCAACUAUUGAAGAGAAAGGAAAACUCUCCUGUGAGUGUGACAAAAGCACCUUGUCAACCUUCACUUGAAGAGAGACAAACAGCCUAUCUGGCUGUUCGCAAGCGAAUUUUCAUGAUGCACACAGGAGAAGAUAGCGAACCUGUGAAGCCAAAGCCACGCUGUGAUCCAGUGGUUGCACGCCGCAUGAUUGCACAUGCACUGGGCCAGAGAAUAAAUUCGUUUUCUGAGGAUACAACUUACCAUUGCAAAGAGCAAGGAGGUGCAGUUGAUAAUAAUGCACACAUCCAAUCAAAUGAUUCAAAGGAGCCUGAGUCUACUGUGAAAGCUGUUAAGAAAACCAUUUCACGGUCAGAUCAACGUGUGAACUUAAAGAACAGAGGGGAUAAGAAUUGUAAUCCGAUUGUGUCGUCGGCAAGGGAAAGAAAUGCUGACAAGAUUUCUCCGAAGGCAAGUUGUAUCGACAAUGACUACUUGAAGAGGGAGCAUUUAGGAGCUGCAAAGAGGAUGUUUUCUCAGGCUUUGGGCAAGCACUGUCGAAAGAACGAAUCAUUUCAAACUCAUUGAGUGGAAGCAGAUUAAUAUGGAAUAAGGAUUGGGAAGUACUAUUGCAGUAGCUCUUGUUUUCUGGCAUGGCCUAUUGUCCUAACCACAGUUCUUUGAGUUGCCAGGAUUACUCAUGCCAACAAAAGAUCGAUAGGAAUGUGUUUGUGAUGAUAAAUUUGUCUGUCGUGCAUCGCCAAAGUUGAUGUAUGAAAACUAUGGUUGUCGUUGGCGCAGGGCAGAUAUGAGGCUUAUGGCUGCUAGUCUAUGUUGCCAAGAGAUACACAGUUGGUUAAUAUGAGAAUUUAACGUUAUGCUCUCUAGCUUGUGUCUUCCUAGAACUCCUUGGUAUUCGACACGUCGAUAAAGCUGCGUUGUAGGAGAAGAUUGACUUGCGCGGUUCGAGCUAAGUCUCUAGAAAAGAUUCUAGUACAAUAAGUUGGGAUUGGUUCCGUUCACUUCUGAGCUGCACACAACUGAGUUGUUUGUAGGUUGAAGUAAAGGUUUCUAACUUAAAUCUGUGUUGUUUUUGUAUCCUUUAUCUAUUAUCAGUUGAAGCAUAAAAUAGAGCAUGCCGUGGGUCGUUGUUUACUUGACUGAUAUUAUCGAGCAAUUCACUAUGUUUUAUAUGAUGGUCUA